UAUCGACCAUCUGAAUUUCCCAACGUGUGCUGUCGCAUUAUCUCUAUACUUACGUAGGAGCAUGCGACAGCACGUAGUACAUAACAUACAGGGUGCGUAUAAUACGUGACGUGUAGUGGAGGGUGAAGAAAAGGGGGGGAGAGAGAGAGAGAGAGAGAGAGAGAGAAUUGUGUCAAGUUACUAAGCGCUGUCAUUUCUGCACGUUUCUGGCGGUGCGCUUCGCAACAUUCACUAAAUAUCGGUAGUGUUUUGUAGAGGCUCGGCCAGACGAACGCGUGUUUAAUUGAAAUCUGUAAUUGAAAUGGCCGACACAACCGUAGACGCGACACGGCGCUUAAAUGUGAAAAAACAAACGCUGGAUGACGCUUAUGCGGCGCCUGCGAAUUUUCUUGAGAUCGACGUGAUUAAUCCGAUCACGCACGGCGUCGGCAAGAAACGAUAUACCGAUUAUGAAGUUCGUAUGAGGACAAACUUACCAGUCUUUAAAGUUAAGGACUCAACAGUAAGAAGACGAUACAGUGAUUUUGAAUGGCUGAGAAAUGAAUUAGAAAGAGAUAGUAAGAUUGUGGUACCACCUUUACCAGGGAAAGCGUGGAAACGUCAAAUGCCUUUUCGUGGAGACGAUGGAAUAUUUGAGGAAGACUUUAUCGAAGAUCGGAGAAAAGGCUUGGAGGUUUUCGUUAACAAAAUAGCUGGACAUCCCUUGGCACAGAACGAACGAUGUUUGCAUAUGUUUCUGCAGGAACCGGUAAUAGAUAAGAACUAUGUACCUGGAAAGAUACGUAAUACAUAAGUCGCCAUAAAAAGAAAAGAAAAAAAAAGUAUCGCAAAUACCUUUUCCACCAAUCUGUCACACUCGAGAUCGCGUUUUCAUUACAUUGACAUCUUAUUUGGAAGUCACGAAUAUUCGUCUAUAUUCUUGCAAAAACCCAAGUAAGCUUCCAGUACUAUGAUAUCAAAUCAGGAUGCUUAUUUGGAAAUAUCCACCAUUCUAGUUAUACUCUUUAAAUAUUGUUACACGAAAAGUAUAGUUAAGCAUCUUUAUAAGGAAACAAAUAAAUGGUAAAUUGGCAAAAACCAUUCUGACAUGUUAAUAGGUUGAUUCUGUCUACUGUUAUGUCGUAUGAUACUGUUUAUAUAACAAAAGAAAUGAGUAAAAUAAAAAAAUGUUAUUAUUCAUAAGAA
Vollenhovia emeryi is the source of this 1185-nucleotide messenger RNA. It is a transcript of the gene Snx3, whose product is annotated as sorting nexin-12. Gene Ontology annotation, molecular function: phosphatidylinositol-3-phosphate binding. The record is from RefSeq and is a predicted model, not a curated record. Lineage: Eukaryota; Metazoa; Arthropoda; Insecta; Hymenoptera; Formicidae. Gene Ontology annotation, cellular component: retromer complex; early endosome membrane. The coding region runs from base 302 to 793 and encodes 163 amino acids. Gene Ontology annotation, biological process: late endosome to Golgi transport; endocytic recycling. The transcript is spliced from 4 exons.